AUUUUUCUUUUUGGCUGCUUCAGAAUACAUCUGCGGAUGAUUUGUCUGUCCAACUGUCAUAUGGACCUAGAUGGAUCACAUAUGUGUUUGGCAUUGGUGGAAUGACGGUGAUCAUGUGGGCUGCCUUCAACUUCUUAAACAAGUUCCAAUGCCACCGUGAAGAUGAGAGUCGAAAUCAACAUGCAGAAGUUGGAUCUGACAGGGCACCUCUUCUUUCUCGAAAAGAUGACGAUCUCUCAAGUUGGGGUUCAUCUUAUGAUUCUCUCUCCAAUGAUGAGGAUGAUCUUGAGGAAUUUCUGGAAGCCAGUACCAGUCAAGGGACAUCACUUAGAGAUGGUGAAAAUAGUAACAAUACCCGACGCCUUUGUGCAAUUUGCUUUGAUGCUCCUAGGGACUGCUUUUUCCUUCCCUGUGGGCACUGUGUGGCCUGUUUUGAAUGUGGAACAAGAAUAGCAGAAGCUGACGGAACGUGCCCAAUUUGCCGUAGAAUCAUGAAGAAGGUGAGAAUGAUUUUUACGGUGUGAAAAACAUGCAGCUUCAUGUUACACACAGACUGCUUCAAUUAAUUUCAAGCUUGGAAGUGUUGUACACUAUUGAUUUUUCAUGCCGAUGGGAUGUAUUCAUCAAAGUUAAAUGAAGACCAGAUAUCAGCAUUUUUUCAAGAAGUGGAAUGACCCUGCAUUUUAUUUACCGAGUUGGCAUUCCGCCAUGUAUCAGUCCACAGAAUACAAUAGCACAUGCAAAAUUUUACAUGUAGAAUCCUUGUUCGCUCCUUUUUCUUUCUUUUUAUUUUACCUUCUUUUCAAUGGUAGAUACAUGGAGUGCGGCGUUUCAAUUUGCUUUGUUUUGUAAUUGUGCCGAUGCUCAUAAUUCAUUCUGAGUUAUUGAAUUUCUGAUAAAAAGACAGCAAUUGA
This is a messenger RNA of Rubroshorea leprosula, 914 nucleotides long. NCBI's taxonomy places the organism in Eukaryota, Viridiplantae, Streptophyta, Magnoliopsida, Malvales, Dipterocarpaceae. The record is from the annotation of a GenBank genome assembly.